UUAAUAGGCGUGGUUUAGACAUAAGUAUGACUUUGUGGCUGUGGUAAGUAGUGACGACAGAGGCGAGGUGGUCACGGAUAGAAAGAAUACAACGUUUGUCAAAUUAACGUCGAACGUUGAAAAGUGUUGCAUUUGAGCUAAAUCUACCCUCUUCCCUAACCGAAGCAUCCUGCUAUGUUAAUUCUCCUAACCUGCUACAAAAAGUAACAUCUCACAAAAGCUGAAUCCCUUCUAGCCAUGACUAGGCGAGGUCGAGGACAGUCGCAAAAAUAACUCAAACGUCUCUCCACAGUCUCACUCCCUGACAUCAACAGUUUUACGGCAAAUGGAAUAUGGCGGAAGGUGAAACAUCGUUAAACGGACUGGAGCUCAGUAAGAGAUGGCGGGAUGCUGCCGACUGCGGGGCAGAGAUGCUCCGCUUCGUGGUGGAGCAGGUGCCACAGAUCUACUGCCUGGAGGUGGAGUCCAACUCUCAGGAGGAGGAGGAAGUGGUGCAGAGCCGUCUUCUGCAGCCACUGGAGUGUUUCCUGUUCGGCGAGGACCCUCAGGCUGGCCUGGAGAAGCUCCAGCAGGGCAGUGCCUCCUCACAGCUUUGUGGACGUGUCUUCAAGGAGGGGGAGACUGUCUACUCUUGCAGGGACUGUGCGAUAGAUCCCACAUGCGUACUGUGCAUGGACUGCUUCCAGGACAGUGUGCACAAGGGCCAUCGUUAUAAAAUGCACGCUUCAUCAGGAGGGGGGUUCUGUGACUGUGGGGAUAUGGAGGCCUGGAAGACUGGGCCCUGCUGCUCCAAACACGACCCAGGGGCUGCCACUGCCAUGGAAACGGAUGAGUGUGUGUUAGAGCCUGGUUUACGUGAGCGUGCCCAGAAGCUCUUCCAGGUUCUCCUGCGCUACGCUACAGAUCUGCUGGUGUGGGAGGAGAGCUAUGAGCUAGCAGCAGAACUGCAGCCCAGGGUGAAGGAGGACACAUACUACUGUGUACUGUACAACGAUGAGCACCACUCAUAUGAUCAUGUGAUCUACACCCUGCAGCGCUCUGUUCAGUGUGACCACAGUGAGGCACAUACUCACACAGCCCUCAUCGACAAAGAGGGUCGCCGGGCAGUGAAGCGAGGGAAGCUCCGGUCUUGCCAACAAGCCAAGGACCUUAUCAGGUCCCACUCUGAGCACAUCUCCCUGCAGCCCUUGCGUGUGGAGAUCCUCCACUCUGCGGUCAUGGCCCACCAGAGCUUUGCCAUGCGAUUGGGCGCCUGGUUUCAGCAGAUCAUCGGCUACUCAGUGGGGUUCAGGCAGGUGUUCUGCCAGGUGGCUCUGGAGCCCAGCUCAGAGGGGGACCAGCCCAGCCUCAUCAGCCGACUCAUGCUGCACGACUCCAGGCUGUACAAAGGAGCCCGCAAGUUCAUCCAUGAGUUGAUCUUCUGUAGCCUGCUGAUGGAGACUGAGUACAAGAGGCACUUUGCCAUUGAGUUCACCAAGCAUUACAAACAACUGCAGAAGGACUACACACUUGAUGACCAUGAGAGGAGCAUAUCCAUUACAGCUCUAUCUGUGCAGAUCUUCACCGUACCCACUCUGGCCAGGCAGCUGAUUGAGGAAGGGAAUGUGAUCAAGGUGAUCGUUGACACCGUCAUGGAGCUGCUUUCGGAGCACCUGGAUGCCAACCAUCGCUUCCACUUCCAGGGGUACAACUCAGACAAGUUCUUCCGGAUCCAGGUGAUCUUCCACGACCUCAGGUACAUUCUGAUCAGCAAGCCCUCUGUGUGGACUGAGGAGCUGAGGACCCAGUUCCUGGAGGGGUUCAGGGUCUUCCUGGGGCUCCUCCACUGCAUGCAGGGUAUGGAGGAGGUGAAGCGGCAGUUUGGUCAGCACAUCGAGGUCGAGCCUGAAUGGGAGGCUGGGUUUUCUAUCCAGAGACAGCUACGACACAUCCUCGUCAUGUUCCAGGACUGGUGUUCAUCUGAUGAGACUGUUCUCCUCCUGUCCUUCAGGGAGUGCCACAGGGCGCUGAUGCGCUGCAAUAACCAACCCUUUCAAAGCGAGGCCACAGACUACUACAUGUGUAAACACAUCCUCCAUGUCAGCCCAUACAAGGUGUCCCAGGAGCCUGUCAGCAUACACCUGCCCAUCUCCAGGGCGCUCGCUGGCCUGUAUGUACAGCUGUGUUAUACAGGGGCAGUCAAACGCCUCCAUGAGUUCCUGGAUCCAGAGAGCUGUGACUUCACCUGGUUUGCGGAGCACCCUCUGCGCUGUGUGGUGCUGGCUGCCCAAGUCUCAGCUGAGAUGUGGCGCAGGAACGGCCUCUCGCUCGUCAGCCAGGUGUAUUAUUACCACGAUGUAAAAUGCAGGGAUGAGAUGUUUGACAAGGAUGUCAUCAUGCUACAGAUUGCCGCUUCCAAAAUGGACCCCAACCACUUCAUCAUGCUGAUCUUGCAGAGAUUUGAGCUCUUUGAUGUGUUCAAUGGAAGUCUCGCAAGCAAAGACCAAGAACUGCUGAAACAGUGGAACCGGUUAACAGAAGAGAUGCUCUACCUCCUCAUCAUCAUUGUUGGGGAGCGGUAUGUCCCAGGGAUCAGUCAUGUGACCAAAGAGGAUGUGACUAUGAGGGAGGUGAUCCACCUGUUGUGUAUUCAGCCCAUGGCUCACAGCAGCCUGGUCAAGGGCCUGCCAGAGAACGAGAGCCAUGAAACUGGCCUGGAAACUGUCAUUCCAAAAGUUGCCACCUUCAAGAAGCCAGGUGUUUCUGGACACGGCUUGUAUGAAGUGAAAAAGGAGUGCCUGCCGGAAUUCAAUCCCUUCUUCUUUCACUAUUCUAAAUCUCAGCAUAGCAAGGCAGAAGAUGCUCAGAAGAAGAGAAGAACACAGGAGGGCAGUGACAAAGCCCUGCGUCCCCCUCUCCCCCCUCCCUUUUGCCCAGCCUUCUCCAGCAUAGUGCAGCUGCUGUGCUGUGACAUCCUCAUCCACAUCCUCAGACGAGUCCUGCAGAGAGCUGUGGAGGACCGGGCCACCUACUGGACAGAGGCCAUGAUCCAGAGGUCCCUGCACCUUAUAGGCCAGGGUCUGUUGGAGGAGAAGGCCCAGUUGGGAGCCAGCACUGUGGAGCAGGUCACCUUUGACUUCAGCCUCAAAGCUCGCACGAUCGGCUCCGAGCAUAGCAAAUCUGUGUUCCACCUCCUGUCCAAGAUGACGGCUCUUCCUUCCUUGGAAGCCCAGAAGGAUAUGAUUAAGUGGACACUGCAGAUGUUUGAGAUGGUGAAGUGCCUUAGGGAGAAGUCCAGUCCAGCAGCCUCUAUGAGCGUGGAGCAGACCAAGCCAGAAGAGAUCGUCCCUGACAAAGACAAAGCCGAGCGGAAGAGGAAGGCGGAGGCAGCCAAGCUCCAUCGCCAGAAGAUCAUGGCCCAGAUGUCGGCCAUGCAGAAGAACUUCAUUGAGUCACACAAGAUGCUAUAUGACAACAUGCCAGAGAGUUCCCAGGGGGAGCCUGUGGCCUCCAGAGAGAGCUGUGCCAUGGAGCUGGGAGAGUUGUGCGUGGCUGUGGGGCCUCAACGGGGCUCCACCCCGGCUGAGAGGGAGGUGCUGACCUGCAUACUAUGUCAGGAGGAGCAGGAGGUCCAGGCCCGAUCUCCAGCCAUGGUGCUGACUGCCUGUGUCCAGAGGUCAACCGUGCUCACACAGUGCCGGGGGAAGACUCUGGCCAACAAUGAGACCAUGUACCCCCUCUUCAUGCCACCUGACCUGGCUGUGGGGACUCACACUGGCAGCUGUGGCCAUGUCAUGCACGCCACCUGCUGGCAGAAGUACUUUGAGGCAGUCCAGAACACCACUCGGAACCGGCUCCAUGCUGAGCUCAUAAUUGACCUGGAGAACGGGGAGUACAUGUGCCCGCUCUGCAAGUCCCUGUGCAACACUGUGGUUCCUCUCAUCCCCUUGGAACCACUCACACUCAACUAUGAGAAUGCAGAGCUGGUGGGACAGCUCCUCACCCUCCCUCGCUGGAUCCAGAUCCUCUCUGCCAGGAUCAAAGGACUCAAGUCUGUCACUCGUGGACCAGAAAGCAGUGGUGAGACUAUCAGUGACGGAGACACUGCCCUCUGCGGGGAAGGCGAGCCAGACUUCCGCUCCAUCCUCAGCUUUGGAGUAAAAGAGCCGAGGAAAUACUCUGACAGCAUAGCGGAGAUGCUGGUGGUAUGUGCCACCACGGUGCACAGGGUGGGGCUGCAGACGGGCCCUAACGAGCUGUGUCCCGCCGUGCCCGUCAUGUCCUGGAACACCUGUGCCUUCACCAUCCAGGCCAUUGAGAACUUGCUACAGGAAGAGGAUAAGACACUGUUUGGCUCUUUACAAAACAGACAGCUUGCGGGUCUGAAGGCUGUGGUUCAGUUUUCUGCAACCCAACGCCUCAAGAGCUCCCAGGCUGUCAUUCAGAAGCACUUCACAGACAUGUUAGGAGCCUUGCUACCCACCAUGAGUUCAGAGAGCACACCUUCUAUUCUAGAAGUAGACUUCUUCCACCUUCUGGUGGGGCUGGUGCUUGCCAUUCCAGCGCUCUACCAGGAGGAGGCGGUAGACCUGCAACCCUCUGCUGUCAGCUCUGCCUACAACCACCUUUACAUCCUGCACCUGGUCACCAUGGCCCACGUGGUGCAGGUCCUCCUCUCCUCCACAAAUGACACCGCAGUGUUUGGGGGAGAGGAGGGAGAGGCGGAGAGGGCAGCAGCAGAGCUCUAUGCCGCUGUGUCACAGUGUACCAGCGGACUGAGGUCAGAUGUGUCUGGGAGCUCAGUGGCAGACAGAGUGAGGAGAGGGGUCACGCCCUUCCUGCGCUGCGCUGCCCUCUUCUUCAAUUGCCUUACAGGGGUGCCCCCUCCAGAGGAGCUCUCCAGUACUACAGUUACAUCUCAAGGCCAGAUGGAGGCACUGUGCAGUUAUCUGGCAUUGCCCUGCGAUGUGUUCCAGCUCUUUCAGGAGCACCGUGGGACUGUCUUUCCCUUAUUACAGAGGUGGUGUGGGCACCCAGCUGUAACCAAAGCCCUAAAAGGGGAAAUGCAGACAAUCAGUUAUCCCAGGAAAAGAAAUCGGUUAAUUGAGCUUCCUGAGGAUUACAGCGCGCUCCUCAAUCAAGCCAGUCACUUUCAGUGUCCUAACUCCACAGACGAUGAGAGGAAGCACCCCACCCUGUGCCUCUUCUGUGGGACCAUCUUGUGCUCCCAGAGCACCUGCUGUCAUAGCCAGCUUGAUGGGGAGGAGGUGGGCGCCUGCACCGCACACGCUGCCACCUGUGGGGCUGGAGUGGGCAUGUUCCUCAGGAUAAGAGAGUGUGAGAUGGUCCUGAUGGCCAGUAAGACACGAGGAAGCACCUACCCAGCCCCUUAUCUUGAUGACUACGGAGAGACUGACCCACAGCUAGGGAGGGGGAACCCCCUGCACCUGUGCCCUGAGAGGUACCGGAAGCUCCACCAGCUGUGGCAGCAGCACUGUAUCCUGGAGGAGAUCGCCCGUAGCCUGGAGGUUGUUAACGUCAUGUUUGCUUUCGAAUGGCAGAUGCUGUGAGCCCAAGACCAGAUUAUGUGUGCUGCUGGGUAGGGCCAAGGUCUGGAGGCCACAGCCAGGGGCCACAGCCCACACACGUGUGUGUGUGUGUGUGUGUGUAUAUAUAUAUACAUACAUACACACACACACAUGCAUGCAUACAUACA
This is a messenger RNA of Salvelinus sp. IW2-2015, 5695 nucleotides long. RefSeq names its product ubiquitin protein ligase E3 component n-recognin 1 (gene ubr1). The record is from RefSeq and is a predicted model, not a curated record. Gene Ontology annotation, molecular function: zinc ion binding; ubiquitin protein ligase activity. Gene Ontology annotation, biological process: ubiquitin-dependent protein catabolic process via the N-end rule pathway. Lineage: Eukaryota; Metazoa; Chordata; Actinopteri; Salmoniformes; Salmonidae.